AUGGCACCUACAUAGAAGGAAUUCAGAAGGUUGAAGUGAGUUUUAAAGAAAAGAUAAGCACAACACAGAACCCUUUUGAAGAAAAGAAGAAAGAAAAAAGAACCAAAGUAUGGAGUGGCCCCACCUCCCAAGUUGUCCUCUUCUCCUCUUUCCCUUCUAACAACAAAAACACUCUACAGUUUCUUCUUUUCCCUCAAAAGAAAGAAAGAAAGAAACCCUCAACACAAUAUUACUUGCACUCACUGCUCCAUCCUCAAUCCCCAAACCCCAAUCCCUUCUCUUCUCAACCCUCUGUCUCAUGUCUCCCUAUAUCAGAGCUCUCACCGCAAAUACUUCGUCGGCGCCUCCACCGGAAGCGGUGGCCUUGGAGUCGGACUUCGUGGUCAUUCUCGCGGCUUUGCUCUGUGCCCUAAUUUGUAUGGUAGGGUUGAUAGCGGUGGCUCGGUGCGCCUGGCUCCGCCGUGGAAAUCAGGCGUCGGCGAAUAGAGGACUGAAGAAGAAGAUACUGCAGUCGCUUCCGAAAUUCAGGUACAAGUCAACGGUGGGAGAUGGGAAAAUAGCGGCGGAAUGUGCGAUCUGCCUGGCGGAGUUCUUGGAGGGGGAGGAGAUCCGACAGUUGCCGCAGUGCGGGCAUUGCUUCCACGUCAGUUGCGUAGACACGUGGCUAGGUACCCACUCCUCCUGCCCUUCUUGCCGUCAGAUACUGGUAGUGGCCAGAUGUCAGAAGUGCGGCCAGUUUCCGGCGGAUGUACAAGGCGGCGGUGCUCACAACAACGAGGAGGAGGAAGUGGAAGAUAACAUCAACAACAACAACAACAACAGGGGUUUGGGGUUUUUGCCUUGACUUAACAAAACCUUAGCUUCACUUCACCUUCUCUAUUUCUUUCUGCUUCAUCACAAACACACAAGAUUCAGUUCUUUGUGAAUUCUUUUUUUCUAAAAAAAUUACAAAAACAAAUCUUGACUCAUGAUGUUUAAAAGAAAAAAACCCCUUCAUUAAAAAAACUGCACUUGUAAAUUCUAAAUUCUAUACUGCCAGUACCUUCAUUACCCUCUCAUGCUGUUUCUGAUGAUCAUCCCUUCCUCUAUCAAAGUUCCUUUUUCUUUUCUCUC
Molecule: messenger RNA, 1113 nt
Organism: Cucumis sativus (cucumber)
Lineage: Eukaryota; Viridiplantae; Streptophyta; Magnoliopsida; Cucurbitales; Cucurbitaceae
Product: RING-H2 finger protein ATL80
Exons: 1
Coding region: 299-844 (181 amino acids)
Source: RefSeq, a predicted model, not a curated record